CCCCGUCCCGCUGCAGCCCCGGUGCGGCCGAGGCCGAGCCCUUCGGCGGGCGCGGGGCCGGGAGUUGGGCGGGACGGGCCGUGAGGCCUCCCCGCCCCCGGGACCCCCGCCCCGGGGCCGCGGGGCCCUCGCCGAGCUCGGCACGAGACCCUCUGUACACACUGUGAAGUGAGAAGGACCCUCCAAAGUCAAAUGUCCAUGCUCAGCUUGGUGAUAGACUGGUGAAGGCACCGAUAUUCUGAAGCAUGGCCACUGGACUGAUUCAUUUUCCAGCCUGCAGUUUGUGUUUCAAGGGUGAAGAUCCAGUGCCUGCAUAUAUUGGGCAAAGAUGGAGGGCUCAGCAGCGCCUGGAGGCUCUUCAGCAGCUCGCUGUAGGUCAGUCUUCUCUUCAGAUACCUCGGGUUGUGUAUGAAGAUCCUGAAGUUAAUGGAAGGAAUCGCUACAAAUAUUUUACACAACCUCUCAGGCCUUCUAAGCUGCCCCCAGCAGCUGUUCCAGAAACUGUUCCUGAUACAAAGACAGAGACAGAGUCGCGUGUCCUGUCAGCUGCAGGAGACAGCCAGGUCUUUGGCCUCUUGUUCCGAACUCUGGGGACACAGACAGAUUACAGGGAUGGUGAAGCACAGACAGAUCCCUAUUCUCCUGAAUACAUAGUCCGCAGUGGCUCAGUCCCUGAAAUUCUGACACUUGCUACACUCACUUGGGGUCGGGGGCUGCCAGCAGGACAAGCUGAGAUGGAGAUUAUUGACCGCAUCCGGGAAAAACGCGCUUGGGAAGCAGCUCUGCCACCCAUGGACAGUCCCUCAAACAUUGCAAAGAGGUUGAAGAUGAUGGAAGCUAUGGAAAGGAAGGAAUGGGCCUAUAGGGAAGAGGAAAUCGAUAAGUUGCAGAAGGUUCAAAUGGAAGUCUUUAAGAAGCUGCUGCAGAGGCGAGAGGAGAAUCAGAAUGAGCUGAAUGCCAUGCGCUUGAACAACCACUGGCAAAAUCAUCAGAAGGCUAAAGAAGAGAAAAUAGGAAAAAUUCAGCAUGACUGUGCACUGAUGCUCAGGAAACUGAUAGCUAAGAGGAAGAAUAGGAUGGGAAAGCUGGAGAGACGAGAUAUCAUCAGAGAGUACAAUGACUUUGCAUCACAAACAUAUGCUCCUUUGUCUCGAAUUGGUUUUUUCCCAGACAACAAUUCUGACUACUAUGCGGUAAAAAACUACUAUCUUAACACCUUUGCAGGAUUGUGUGAACUGGAAAAAUCUAUCCCGUCUUCUGUCUUCCCACUCAAGAUCAAAGCUCCAAAACCUAAAUGCAUUAUCACUAAGACUGGCUAUAUUAAAAGAUCAGGAAGACUAGAGGUAGUCCUGGCACAAGUUCACCAGUCAAUACUGGAGGAGAAGAAUAAAGCCAAGGAGCCAAAGAAGCCUCCUCCUGUCUGUGAAAAAGUAGAAAGCCCUGUUCCUAAGCCACCCACUCUAAUCCUGGAAAAACCAUCAAUUGAGGAAGAGGAAAUAGACCUGGCAGUGAUCUGUUUGCAGAAGCUGCUCCGAGGCAGGGCUCUUCAGAACAUGAUAUUUGAAGGGAAGGAGAGGCACCUGGAUCUGAUCCAAGAGCUGCGCACCACUCACGCGCUGCAGGAGGAUGGACAGCUGCUCUUGAAGGCACAGAAGCAAAUGACACUGUCUUUACAGCGACAGCAUGACUCACAAAUGAAGCAGCUGUCAGCACUGGAAAGAGACUUGGCCACGGUAGAAGGAAGGGCACUGGCGAACAUGCUUGAUUUUCUGUCCAAAGAGCUGGUGAGGCUGCAAGAAGAGCAGAAGAUCCAUGCUUUGCUCAUGCUGGCUGAGAGGCAGAGGCGGAUGCGGGAGGCAGAGGAGAGCGGACGGCGGCAGCUGGAGGAGAGCCGGCGGCAGGAGGAAGAUGAGCUUUUCAGACAGGUGGUGGAUGUUCAGGACAGAACUAUUGACACCUACUUGGAAGAUGUUAUCCUGAGUAGCAUGGAGAGGACUGCUGAAGAACAAGCCAGGGAAGAGAUUCAGAAAAGGGCUGUAGAAAUCAAUGACCUUGCUUACGAAAUGGAGAGUCGUCGAACUCGCCUACAGUCAGAAGAGAUUGUAGCAGAGCUGGUUUAUAAUUUCCUGAUCCCAGAAGCUGAGAAAAACUUUAUGAGAGAAAGAGUGAGGCAGUCCCAAAGAAAACACAUCUACGCUGCUCAUUGGAUCAUCCACGGGGGCACAGAGAGGGCUCUGGCUGAUCUGGCACAGCAUCAGGACACAUCUGCCACCGAGAGAAAGGAGGAUUCUCCUGCUGGGACCCCCGGCACAGCUCUGAGUGGGACAGCUGCUGAACCAAGUGCAGCUGACAGCACUCAUCCUGCCACAGUUGCACAUGAAGUUGGACAAGGCGUCCACAAGGAUCCCACAGCCUCCUAGGACAGAAGAUGAGUGAGGGUGCCCUGGAUGGAAAACCCUCUCUCUCCCUUGGGCUAUCCCUUCUGCUGCCUGCCAGCAGUGUUGUCCUGGAAUCAUUCUGUGUACAUUUUGGUGUGGCAGCUACCUCCACUCCCUCCCCAACUUGCUUUGGACUUCAUUAGCUAAUUUUUCUGUUCUAAUUAUUUAGAGAAGCUUGAAUGAGAAAGCAGUGUUAGCAUUCCUUGUUUGUUUUCCUGGCACAGACAAAUAAAAAUCUGCACCUGGGCUUUUGGUGGUAUUUCUUUGCUUCAAUAACAUUAAAUGAAAAAAUAGUCCGUAAGUGGAAAAUUUUGAGUUGAGACCAUCCACAGACAAGUGUGUCCCACUGAUUUCUUUAGUGGUUUAAGGCCCAGGGGCUUCCUGCAUUAGCACUGCUAUUAAUAAAGCAUAGGAGCUGAACAAAACCACUCAGAUCAUCUUUUUACAUUAUUAGUCCUUGGAGAAAGAAGAGGUGCCCCUGACCUCAGCAGGGUGGUUUCUGACAAGCAGGCAGUGUCUGGCACAAACUUGGGUGAUAGCAGGAUGACACGGGCAUGGUGGGGCUGAUGCAUUUUCCAGAAGUGUUCCUCUUUGAGCUGACUGCUUCUUGCUUUUAUCACUGCAAAGAGCAAUUCUGGCAAGAAUCUGUUUUUGCUUGGAACAGUGUUAGUCCCUCUGGCUCUCCAGCUCCGAGGGCUACACAGAAAGGAUGCUGGCUUUGCUGUGUGCUGGCUUUGCCGUGUUUGCAGGCACGGGGGUGCUCCAGCUCCAGAUGUCGGGAAGCAGCGGGCUCAGACAGGCGCAGUGCAUCUGCCACAGAGCUCAAGGCUUGCUCAGCUCUCCAGCACUCACGUGUCAGAAUUCCCGAGGGCUGUGGCCUUAGCGCAUAAAGGGACAUUUACACCAAGCUCCGCAUUUUGGAGGGGCGGACACAGCCACACCACCACACCCAAAAUGCUCAUUCAUUGAUGGCUCCAGCUUACACGGCCGGCAGCAGUACUGGUCCUCAGUGCUACAGUGGUAGCAGGCUGAUCUCUCCCUGCUGCCAUCAUUUCUCCCUGUGGAUCAUCUUUUCCUUGUGCUGGGUCUGUAAAGCUCAGGAGUGGUUUGGCUAAUCCCAGCCAUAGUGCCUCUCCUACACAAACCAGCAGCUGGUCAAAAAUGGUGCUCAUUAAUGCAUUCCUGUAAAAAUUCCGCCUCGGAUCUUUGUUUUGUGGGUUAGGCUGGGGCAGGGUACAGGAAAAGGAAUUUACAGGGAGGGAAGAGGGAGGAGAAAGGAGUCUGGAUACCCCUGUAUUCCACUGGGGAGUAAAUAACAGCUGGAGAGAGGAAAAAGAGCUGCACCAAAUCACUGCUGGUCUCCAGGUUACUGAAGCAGGGACACCAGGGGACUGCUGGGGUCAGGCAGCCUCUGUAAGUGCUGCAACGUCUGGCAGGAGUCAGAGAGGGGUGACCAGCUUUGGUGAGGGCUCUGUAAGGAUGAUCCCAUCAGGGACUGGGGAUUUGGAGCAAUUCUCAUGGUAUUCAUAGCUAGUCAGUAAAAGGGAAGGUUGCAAAUACAAAAAUACAGAACAAAACACUCUGCACAGUGUGGGAGGAGAAGCUGUGCAGGCAUCGGCUCUGUAGCCUCAGGCCACCUUGGACAAAUUUAGCCUGGUUAAAAGAGGGGGGAAUAACGUGAAUCACAAGAUCCAAUGUAAUAGGAGAGACAUGGAAAACUUGAUGCAGCAGAACAGUGGAACAGGAAGACCCAUCCAUUGAGGCAUUUGCUGUAUUUCUGAAGAUGGUCUGGCAAAAUAAAUGUUCUGCAUGUUGGCUCAUUGUACAAUUUGAUGUGGUUUUAUAAAGAUAAGCAUUCCAACAGGUGUGGGAAUGGACAGAGGUUGCAGCACUUUGGUCUUCUGUAGGGAUACAGCCUUGCAUGACAGUGAGGGGGCAGGGGACUCCAGAUGCUGUGCACAGGCUGAGCUAUAAAUGUCUCAGCUUCUAUUAUGAUUUAAGGGACACCAUCAGUGUAAAGCCAUCUUUUCCACAUGACAUUGCCUGGCAUGUAAACUGCAGGCCACGGCAGGAUUACUGCAGUAAACUCUUCUGUAGAAACUGCUUUCAAUUGUCAUGUGGGGUUUUUUUCUCAAGCUUUGCAGAAUGUACUUUGAGAAAGAAAAUGAGCGCAGUGAGAGGGAAUUGGGAUCAUAAAUCAACAGCAUAAGAAUGCAGCAUUCCCUCUCCUAGCAGGAGGCAGAACAACCCUGGGGAGGAGCCCAUACCCGAAACAAACACAGCAGAUGCCUCCAGGGCUGCACCAAUACAGUGCAAACACAGGGAAAAUGCAGCUUGUCCCUUUUCUUUCACCAGCUGCCCACAGGGAGGGAGCCUGGCUGUGCUGCUCUGCUGGCUCCUGUCUCCUGGCAGGUGGGGAAGACAAGGCUGAGCUAAACGGGCCUCUGGGGUCACUGUGCCCUGAGAAUGGUGAAACAUUCGUCUCUGCAGUAAAUGAAUGAAUGCAAAUUGUCCCAGGGCUUCCCUGCCAAUACAGCUCUGGUGGUGUGGGAGGAGAAAAUCCUGUGGCACCAAGAACAGUUCAGCAAAAAGGACUUGGGGCCCUUCUUUACUGGAAACAUACAGUGUCUGCAUUUCUGUCAACAGAAAACCACACCAAACCCACAGUCCCCCAUCUCUCCUGCCUCCCUUAAAAGCAAUAUGACCAUCACAAAAGCUGCAGCCAUAGACCUGGGUGUGGUGCUGCUCAAAGAGUUCCUGCCACUUUCUGAACACAGCUGUUCCCUCUGCUCCUGGCCUUGCAAGUGUACAGGAUUUGCCUCAUACUUCAUUGGGCUCAAUUCAGCCCUCACACAAUUUUUUUCAUUUUUUAGGAGAGUGGGAUUAACCCUACAAGUAUGGUCCUCACGUGCUCAAGGCUUUUAACAAGGCCCAGUUGCAUUAUUAGUGACUAUCUCCUCCAAGUCCUGUUUCCCUGCUUUCACUGAAGUCCUGCUCAUGCAACUUUUCCUGUGUUUUAAUGAUUGGUGAAUCAGUGUUGUGCUGGCAUCCAGCCUCCUCACCACAGUGCCCUCCAGAAUUGGGCCUGGGCUUGGAUGGGGAGCUGUUCUUUCCCGUGCCUGCCUUCCAUCCCACCAGAGAGGUGGGAAUUGGUUUGAACACCUGCCAAAACUGCCAACUCCCCGAGACAGAAUGUGUACACCUGGAUUACUAAAUUCAAUUUUCCCGGGACCACCCUGGACCAAGGCUCCCACCUCUCCUCCCAGCCACUGCCUGGAGCAGAACUGGCAAGGAAAGCAUCUCAGCAGCCACUGUUUGCACGAGACAGAAAACGCCAGCAGGCCGAGGGCAAGGGUGUGCGCUGAAACCCACGGAGCAGGGCAGCUCCAGCUCUCUGCUCUGAUCAUAUCAUUCAUUCCUCUCAUUCCUCCUUUUCUCCCACACGCUGCAUCAACCCCACACACCUUUUCCUCCACUUCUGGCUGGAGCCAAGGCCACUUCUCUUGGCCUCCUCCUAUGCGCCACAUCCCAGUCCUUCAAGUAGCACUUGGAAGCGAUGUCCUAUUCCCCUUUCCUUCCUGCAGGGCUGCUUGCCUGUACCCACAUGCACUGCCUGGCUCAGCACAGCAUCCCCAAUGGACUUGAGAGCUGUGGCUGCUCCUGCCAGCACCCACUGUUGCAGCUGCCCACUGCAGAGCCUGGCCAGAUGGGAUUUAUCCCCUGCAGUUCCCCCCGUGGGGAGCUUGCAUGGCAGCUGCACUCCUGGCCAUCCUGGAGCUCCUCAGUCAGUGCUGGGGAUGUCGGUCCUUGUCCUUGGGAGUGGCCGGGAGCGUGCAGUGCCCCUGAGGUGCCCAUUUGCAGUGAGACAAAGGUGGUAGAGACUUGGAAGCUGCAUCUGCUGCUCUCUCCAUGGGUUACUGCAGGAUUGAUCCUAAGAAUCUGCCUUUUGUUUGUUACUGAGCCAGUAAGAGCCUCUUGCAAACACCCUGUUGGUUCCUUACCUGUUGAAUUGAAGCCUCGCUCUGCCUGCCAACAUAAUUUUUCUGCCUCCAGCCAAAUGCAAACCAUUUUUUCAUUGUUGUGCAGGCCCCAAAUCUGUUGUCUCCAGCAGAAACAGCUUCCAUUGACCAACCUCUUCCUAGGCCUGGUGCUGUGAAACUAAAAUCCUAAAAGAGGUGUAACUGAGAUGGUCCAAAGAGUGCCCAGCUGGGCAGUCCCUUUUUCCAAAGCUGCUAACUUAUGGCAGCAUUCCAAACAACGUCAAUGAUCUCCUUGAGUAAAAACGCUCUCAAACUACCUGGUUUUUUCCAGUAAGCACCAUCUUCCUCCUGAGCACUCUGGCUUGGCAAAGGAUUUGGUUACAGGAAUGAGCUGCAGAGGGAGGAGGAGGGCAUGGCUGCUGUUACGCCAGAAGAAACAAUUAUAGAAUUGUUUAGGCUGUAGAGGACAUCUAAAGUCACCAAGUCCAACCAUUAACCCAGCACUGCCAGUCCACCACUAAACCAUGUCCCCAGGUGCCACAUCUUUUUAGGUAUCUCCAGGGACAGUGGGUGACUUCCCUGGGCAGCCUGCUCCAGGGCUUGACAACCCUUUCCAUGAAGAAUUUUUUUUCCUAAUAUCCAGUGUAAACCUUUCCUGGUGCAACUCGAGACCAUUUCCUCUUGUCCUCUCGCUUGUUACCUGGGAGAGGAGACCAACCCCCACCUGGCUGCAGCAGGGGAGUUCUGGAAAGUGAUGAUGGGAUCUGGUGAGGGGGUGGGAAUGCCCUUUGCUUCCUCUCAAGCUCCCGUGCUGCUCCCACCACACACCUGACCCUGCCUCGCUCCCUGCAGCCCCCGUGUCCCUCUGGCAGGACCUGCCACACGUCCCCCUGUCAGCAGCAGGUGUCUGGACCCUGUGACUGCUCAGCACUUGGAGGUGAGGUAAAGCACAGGGAGGUCAAGCAGCCACUGACAAGGAACAGCCCUGCUUCAACUCCUGCCGCCCUCCAGUUUUUAGAAACUUAGGGGAAAAAAACCCCAACGAAUGUCUCUGCUUAGCAAUCCAUUUCAUUCUCAGUUCCCUGGGCCUGAGGCUCCUCUGCUGGGACAGAUGCUUGUGCUCUGCCGGCAGCUCUGCCUGGGGACAGGGCUUGUUUGCCCACAGCCACAUUUUCUCACUCUGCAGCAAGCAGGGGGACUCUGCAGCCAGCCCUGGCCUUGGCACACUGCCCCGCUGCUCUCAGGGCACAGCCACCCCAGUUUCUCAGGUCAGAAAUGCCCUGCUGCAGCCACGCACAGCUUCCACAAAGGAGGAGGUUGUUAAUUCCCCACUUGUCCUGCAGGAUCCAGCCUUACCUCUGGAGUAUGUGAGCAGUGAGGGGUGAUGCAGAGAGCAGGGAAUUCCUGGAAGAGAAGGCUUUAACUCCACUGACUGCAUGGGACACCUACCCGACUGCAAGAAGACUCAGGGAGCAGUAAGAUACACAAAGAAAUAUCUGUGCCAGAUAUUUAGCUGGGUGUGCAGCAAGAUCCAGGUUGCAUUCCUGCACUGGCCAAAGCUGUAAAGUCCAGCUCUCCCUUACAGCCCUGAGCACUCACCUGUACUCUCACCUGAGAUGAGCUCCAGCAGGAGUUUGUUUUGGGGGUCAGAGACCAGAGCCCCAAAGCCUCACAUCGUACAACACUCACACCCAGACAGAGCCCGGCUUUCCUGUCGUGCCCAGUGGGGCAUUGACACCUACACACCUUCCUUUCCUACCAGAGCUUGGAUUUGGGAGCAUUUGGGCCUUGCAGCCUUUGUGCACAGCUGGUUUAGCAAAGCCACAGCACCACCCUUCAAGACUAGAAAAGGAUGACAGGACAAGGGCCCAGCCAAGCCCUUCCAGAGCCCAGGGAGGGAAGUGAGGUUCCAGGCUGGCUGGUGAGGUUGGUACCAUCUGCUGGGCUCGCCGUCUCCAAGCAACUGGACGUGGUGCCUCAGACAAACUGCAGUGCUCUUCUCUCCCCUCUGCAGCUUGCGGCUCGCUUCCCUCCUCCUCCUUCUUUGUGGCUCUUCUCACACAGAAAGCCACUUGGACCUUCCCACCAGCAGCCCAAAAGCUGCCACCUUCCAGAUAACAAAUGGUGCCAGGAGCCUUGACACCGACUUUUAAUUCCAACGCAGAUGGCUGGCAGCUCGCUCGAUAAAGACAAAGCACAUCAGUGGAGCAGACUCUUGUUCUGCAUUCAGCUCGGUGCUGCUUUGCUCUCGGAUUAGCAUUUUAAAUCAUCCCAAAGCGUUGGUGACCGACAGCUAAGUGGAUUUGACCCUGGUUUGCAGAUGGGUCUCAAAAAGUGUUUUCCCACAGAGUGACAGAAUGAUGCUCCCUGGAAGGUUGUGCAAGGACAGGCUCUUGAUGCUAAGGUGUUUCAUUACAUCUUUUAGAAGGAUGGUUGGAACACAAUACGAAACUGCAACAGUCCCACAGGCAAUGCUUGCAGGAGUUACAAUGGGAGGGCAAGCUGGAUAAACUGGACAGCUGCAGCCUCCGUGCAGAAGGGUGAAUGCAAUCCUCAGGUAAGGAGACAGACAGGUAGCAGCUACCACGUGCUCUCCAGUGCCUUCAUUGAUGCUGGGGAGAAAACUGUAGGGAACCUCUGGCUGCUUUUGGUACUGCAGCUUAAAGAGGGUGUUCAAAACAACUGUAGAGGAGAUAUAAUUGGAAACAUCACAAAGCUGUGAAGGAGCUGAAGAUCCCCUUCCAGUCAGCUUAGCAGGAAGUUAUGAGGUGCUCGAGUUCUGUUCAUUUUGCUCUGACAUUCAGAAAAGAGACCUGAGACUGCAGCUGAGAGUUCCCAUGCAAAGACAGUGCAUAAAGAGAGCCCACAACUUGCAUUCCAGGUGAGGGAAGGUCACAAGAGGCAGGAGGUCCCAGUGCACGUCCAUCCAGAGAAGUGCCCAAGGAUCACUGACCACCACCCCAAAUCACCAGGGAUUGUGAUGAACUCCCAGCAGAGGCAAGCUUUAAAUGAAUUAACUCACCCAGAGAGGCGCUGUAAUUUUGGCAGCAAUGCGUUUGCAGGUCCAAGUGGCCACCCUGAAUGCCAGGGCCAGACUGGCCGAGGAGAGCAGUCCCAGUCUCAGCACGAGUUGGAUGCAUCCAGAAUCCUGGUGACCUUGUGGGACAGACUUAAGUCCACUUAAGUGGACAGCAGCCUCCACUCAGUGUGUUGCUUCUGGGGCAGCCAGGCUGGGUGCCCACGUGGCCCUGUCACCCCCAGAGCUGCACAACCCAAGCUCCAAGGUGCUCAGGGAGCCGGGGCGUAGCGGCACCUGCUCCCAGGGGCACAGCUCCAGCAGCCAGGGGGGCCAGAACAGCCCCCAGACACACACUUGGCAAUCAGGAGCGGAUCAAAGGGAUCCUGACUCAGCACUCACCGUGUGGACCCAGCAGGAGCCCCUUCCCACCCUGCUCCCACUUGUCCUGGAGGGCCUCCAGAGGGGAGGCUCCAGCCCGGUUUCAUGGGAACACCCGCGGCUCGUGGCACACAAACAAAGCAAGAGGAGUCUCUUUGCAAUAUAAAUUUGUUUUUAUUGAAGCAGCAGUCACAUGACCUCGCAUCUAGCCUUUAGGAUAGCGACAGAAUGGAUUCGGCCAGGUCAGCCAGCCCAAAAAAGGAUUUUUAUUUUUUUUUUCUUUUUUCUUUUUGCGCUAAUAGACAUGUCAUGUUUAAUACAUACAUUAUCCAGUACCGGAAACCCAACUCAGAGAUAGCUAUGUGCUGAUUUGCUGGAGGAACGGUCCACUGGACGUGGUCUCGACAAACUUUACAGAUCACCACCAAAUAACAUUACUAAUGGGAUCCAAUGAUUUAAAAAAAAACAACCCAAACAACCAUGAGUGCAGGAUUCAAAGCCAGCAGUUUACACAGGUUCUUAAGUUUGUAUCUAUAGGUGGACGGUAAAGGAAGAUUGGUUGGUUUCAAUUUGAAAUAUUUAUGUCCCAGGGUUCCUCUCUCCAUCAAAUCAAACGGUAUCAUAGACAAGCUGGCAUCUCUUUAAAAAUAGCAUGGAAUAACACAGCUCAUUUAAGAAAACAUGCUCAUUUCUUGAGUUUUUUCUUUAUUAUUACAAAGAUUCACGUCCACCUAUUCUCGCAGAGUGGAAAGAGGCAUGAGGGUGAGGAACAAGGGUCAGAGAAGGGAGAGAGGAGGAGGGAAGAAUAGGGCAAUUUUUUUGAAAUAAAGACCACACACUUGGUAUUUUUUAAAUUUCAUUUCCAGGCUAACCUACUUUUUAUUUAAUGCAAAUUACAGUACCAGUUAACUAUUUCCGAACCGAGUCACACAGAACAAAACGUAUUUACAAGGGGAAUGGGGCGGGGGAAAUAAUAAAACAUUAAGCAUACUUUCCACAAAAAAAGUUUAUAUUUAAAAUGAAAAAAAAAUCAGUCACAGAGGCAUUCAAGUAGUAAUAAUGUUAUACAGGUUUUGCUUUUCCUUUAAAUCAAGACAGAUUUGCACAAGUGUAUGCAAUAGUUUGUAUACAACCCACAGUCCUUAAUAUAUAUAUAUUUAGAUUUCUGUUUUUAAGAUGGAAGUGGUCACGCUAAUUGGUGUGUACAGGCCCAAGUGAUCCAUCAGCAACACAUUAAUGAACGCAAAUUUUACAGGCAAGCAAAUUAUAUAUAUAUAAAUAUAUUUUAUAUAUAUAUAUUAAAAAUAAAUUGAGAAAGACCAACACAAGGAAGCUACUUUUCUCGAGCUAACCCCUUAGGUACUGUUUUCCUUUCCUGUCGUUUUGCCAUUAUUGCAGUGUUGCAAAACGAAGCCAACUACGACCAGAACCGGCCGAGAGCCCCGUGGAAAUCAGCUGCCACCCCAGGGGUACCCGCUGGCAGUCUCCGGAAGGCAGAGCCCGGACCGAAUACCCUACUGUGCUUUUCCUCAUCGGCUUUUCCUUUUUCUCCGCGGUUGCUGAGGUUCCUAGUACAGGAGUACGAGUCUGACAGGCUGCUUGACUUCUGCUUUUCCAAGUACUGAAAACUGGGGGGGAAUUUUAGGUUGCAAGUCGUAGGCACCUGCCAUUAUUUUAGGUAAAGCUUGGCUUCGAAAUAAGGGGACAGAGUGUUCAGGGGUCUUCUACCAGUCAAUUUUCUUUUGCAGGUAAUUUUUUUUCUUUUUCCCUAGCAAGGUAGAUAAGUUUAAUAGUAAAGAACACCAGUGUCCUGAUGGAGCGUCCAUCGGGGGAGACAGACUGCGAUCCAGCCCGGCCCAGGGACCCACUACGGCAGGGCGGAUGUAAAGGACACAUCAAGAGCACACUGGGUUAAAAAAGAAGCCCAAAAGAGUGUAAAAGAAGAGAAGGACAGCUCUGAGCAGAUACUGUCGCCAACAGCUUGGCAUCACUGACCUUCGUGUCACCAGAAAGAAAGUGCAGCCUCUGCUUCACUGGAAUGAACACGAGAUGCUUCGAAAUAAAACAGCAACCUUUGGUUUGGUAAAGAGUUACGUGUUUUCCCAUUCAAGACAAUCUUAUGUGGAAUACUAACAAGGUAGUAAAACACAAGCAAACUAGUUUUAGAAACAAGGCCUUCGUGCUGGGCACAAGAAAUCAAGAGUCAUGUUAAACUUAUCUCAAGAAAACAAAAGUGACUUCGGGGAAGGAUGUGGGGGAAAAAAACAGGGAGAAGAAAGGGAACAAAGUCCUCCCGGCAGAAAAAACCACCGCAGCAGUCUCCUACAGCGAUGCCCCCGCUCCCACCGCAGCCCAAGGGCUGGAGCACAGCAACCCUGCAGGAUGUGGGGAUUUCCCUCCCUGGGGGCCCUUUCCGCUGCCCCCGGCACAGCCGCAGGGAGGGUGGGAGACACGAGCAAAAUCUAAGCGGGCUGCUAGGGCAAGGGUCCGAAUGAAACCAGCUGCUGCUAGCGGGAGGAGGAGGGCAGCGUGGGCACCUUGGAGACUCCCAGAACAAAGCCGCGGCUCCAGUGAAGUGAAUGACGGUGGAGACGGUUUCUUUUCGUUCCGCUACUGAUCAGGGUUAUCACCGAAACCUUACAGCACUCAAAGAGUUAGAAAGCGGGGUGGGGAGGGGGGAGCAAAGAUGCGGGUUUGGGGUAGGAGACAUUGUUAAUAAAGAAGGAGGAGAAAAAAAUAAAAGGGAAAUAAAAUUCAAAAAAUCAUGGAAGCGAAGGCACUCCAAACUAUAUAGAUACACUAUACAUCGCUAGAGUUAUUGUUACAAUAAUACAGGCCGGUACCUACUGUACAGAGUUAAAACUAUAUGGCUUUAAAAAGCUCGUCUACAUUUUGUCUGAUUAUUAAACAGAAUCACUGCCCUGAACGGUAACUUUUUGCUCAUUAAUAACAGUUCCUGGGUCCACAUAUUUACAUACAAAACAAUAAAACUCAAAAUUCAAAAACAAUCAAAAAUAAUAAUGUACAAGCUUGAAUUUGGUGAGGAGCUUUGUUUUUUGUUGUUAUUUUUCUGUGUUUUUUCUUUUUUUUUUUUUUCUUAUUUACAAAAAAAGGUUGUCCAAAGACCUGGAUCUAACUUGUAUAAAAGAGUGUGUGAUCCUGCUAUGAUCCUUGAAAACAGAAAUAAAACCAGAGGGGCACCCCGACCCUCCCCCCAGCCUAACACACACACGAGACACACACAGACGCCGGCACAGCCACAAAACCAGAGAGAAACGCUCUGACUCCCCUCCACCAGUCUUUAACAAAAAAAAUGAAAAAGAAAAGCCACAUGUCCUGGCACAAGCAGCAUUUUUUCUUCGAUAUAUGUUUAUUACUUUUUUUUUUUUAAAGACUCUGUAAUUUACUGCCUCCAAAUAACAGCGCCCGUGGCCAAUGCUUCAGCAGUCUUGUCUAUACAGCAGAUCCAUACCCUGCCACUGUCCUACUUUUUGAGUCUCCUGCAUGAAUUUGGAUCACUGGGUCAACCAAGCCCCUUCACUUACCUUUCAGGACACUGACUAGCCGAGCGCACGCAUUAAGACGCUCUUCAGCCCUUUCUAUUAAGUUGCAGGUAAGGAUUUGGAAAGCCUUGUUUCUCAACGUGGGUGUGCUUUCCUUUGCAGCCAGCCAGAAUGCAAAAAAGCUUUAAAAC
Messenger RNA from Passer domesticus (house sparrow), 13509 nucleotides. It is a transcript of the gene CFAP91, whose product is annotated as cilia and flagella associated protein 91. Lineage: Eukaryota; Metazoa; Chordata; Aves; Passeriformes; Passeridae. The transcript has 18 exons. Bases 246 to 2420 code for a protein of 724 amino acids. The record is from RefSeq and is a predicted model, not a curated record.